CAGCCGAGGGAGGCACACAAACACGCUGGAGAGGACUCGGGGGAGGAAAGUGCACGACGACGCACGCGGGGCGUCCCUCGACCGCUUCCCGUCUGCUCGCCUCCCAGAAUGUUCUGUUCUCGCGGUCCGUUCAUCCGCCACGAGAACCAGCAGGAGCAGCAGCCCCCGCCGCCGCCGCCGCCGCCGCCGCCGCGUCUCCACGCAGCCUGAAGCCCAAAUGAUCACCCUCUCCGCCGACAUGGACGAGUCUUCGUCGUUGCUGGAUCUCUUGGAGUGCUCGGUGUGCCUGGAGCGCCUGGACACCACGGCCAAGGUGCUGCCGUGUCAGCACACCUUCUGCCGACGCUGCCUGGAGAACAUCGUCAGCUCCCGAAACGAGCUCCGCUGCCCGGAGUGUCGCAUCCUGGUGGACUGCGGAGUGGACGACCUCCCGGCCAACAUCCUGCUCGUUCGCCUCCUGGACGGCAUUAAGCAGCGGCCUCAGCGUGGGAGCGCUGGAGCGGGCAGCAGGCAGCCCGUGGCCGGGGGCUCGCUGCAGGGCUGUGCAGCCGGGAUAUCGGCGUCUCCCCCGGGCAGCGCCGUCAGACAAAUGCCCGUCGCUACCCGGAGCUCUCCUGUAAAGAAUAUCCCAGCGCUGCCUUGUGGGAAAGCUCUCUACUCUUACGAGGGCAAGGAGCCAGGUGAUCUACAGUUCUCCAAGGGUGACAUCAUCAUCCUGCGACGCAAGGUUGAUGACAACUGGUACCACGGGGAGUUGAACGGUUGCCACGGGUUCUUGCCGGCGAGUUACAUCCAGUUGUUGCGCCCCCUGAGCCAGACUCCGCCCCAGGGCAAAGCACUGUACGACUUUGAGGUCAAAAACAAAGACCAAGAUAAAGACUGCCUGGCGUUCAGCAAGGAUGAAGUCCUGACAGUAAUCAGGAGGGUGGAUGAAAACUGGGCAGAAGGCAUGCUGGGAGACAAGAUUGGUAUCUUCCCCAUUCUCUACGUGGAGUUAAACGAAACGGCAAAGCAGCUGAUGGAAAUCGACAAGCCGACAACGACGACCAGCGUGCCGGGUCCGAGCUCGGAGCCGGCCCCGUUGGCUCCGUGCUCUCUCGGCCCCUCCCCCGGCACCUCGCCUUCCAAUGGAAACGGCUCGGGACAUCGGAGAGGCGAAGGGAAGAAAAACGCUAAAAAGAGGCACUCAUUCUCUGCUCUGUCCGUCACCCAGCGAGCGGCCCAGCUCAACAACAGACACAGUAUGGAGAUCUCCCACCCAGUCCUCAUCAGCUCCUCUGACCCCAGGGCCGCAGCACGCAUUCAGGACGCAUCGUCUCCAGGUCCCUCUCCCUCCUCGGCAGGGGUACUGGUGCCCCCAAAAGUGGCAUCUAUAACCUCAGAGCUGUUGGCCCACGCAAAGGUGCAGCUGCCUCUCAACAUCUACCUUGCGCUUUACGCCUACAAGCCCCAGAAGGCUGACGAACUUGAACUUAGGAAAGGUGAGAUGUACCGGGUGACAGAGAAGUGUCAAGACGGAUGGUUCAAAGGCACCUCACUGAGAACGGCAGCUUCUGGCGUCUUCCCGGGAAACUACGUCACCCCCGUGUCCAGGGCAACGUUUGGAGUUGGUGCUACGAGGGGCUCAUGUUUGUCCAGUCCAGGAAAUGGCGGCGGUUGUGGUGGUGGUUGCGGUCAGGUCUCCAGUAAAAUCUCAGACCCCUCCUCUCCAGGGUCCCCGGGGCCCUCUUCGUCCCGUACCUCCACGCCGUUGGUCAACUGCGUCAGUCCCGCCUCGUCGCCUCAGACUGCUGCCGCCCAGCUGAAGAACUGCCUGCGCUCCAGUCAGCAUUCAGUCAACCAGACACGCACCUCAAUGCAGCUGGUCCAUAGUUCUCCUGGUGGAAGCCCAGAGCGCCCCACGGUGGCGAUAUCUUCCCUGCGCUCUCAGAGCUCCUCACCUUCACGUUGCUCCGGCCAAUCCGGUCGCCCGCUCUCCAUGACGUCUCCCGGACCCAGUUUGGGGCCCCCCCCUCUUUCGUCCCCCGCCUCGCGGCCCCACCUGCCCCUGUCGUCUCCUUUGUCUUGCCUCACGCCUCCCAACGUGGCAGCGGUGCUAUUUAACGGGGAACCGGCCAUCCCCCUGCAGCCGCCCUCACCGGGUCCCUCUCGCGCACCUGCGCAAUGCGCCCCCAAAACAGAGAAGAAGGAGAGGAAAGCAGGAGGUUUGUUGAAGCUCCUGUCAGGGGCAGCGGCCAAGAAGAAACCACGCUCACCGCCCACCUCCCCGCCCACCCACGAUCGCUCCUUGGCUGGCCAAGGCACGGUGGUCACCAAUCUGGCCCACCACCACCAUGCCCGCUCCGGAUCGUGUCCUAUGGUCUCUCAGGGGCGGGCCGGCUCGUGUCCCGUCGAGAUCGACAUGGCGGGGGCCGUGGGGCUGGAACCUCUGCACAGGAAGUCGGGAUCCUUGGAUACAAACUUUCCAAUGUCGCCCCCGCCAACGCGAGCCAGCAGCGUUCUCAUGGUGCUCCGGCCCGAACCCAAACCCCUGUCCAGGGAAAGGUACCGAGUGGUGGUGCCCUACCCGCCCCAGAGCGAGGCAGAGAUCGAGCUUCGCGAGGGAGACGUGGUGUUCGUCCACAAGAAGCGAGACGACGGCUGGUACAAAGGCACCCUGCAGAGGACGGGACGGACCGGCCUGUUUCCUGGCAGCUUCGUGGAGAGCUUUUAAAAAGAUGCGCAAAAUCACUUGGCUUGAUAUUGGGGUUUCCAAUCUGCCUUAAGGAGCUGUUCAGCUUGGAAAAAAAAAAAAAUUGAGAUUUUGAAAUUGGAGUGUCAGCGACAAGCUUCUUCCUGUGGACUUUUUACAAAUCAAAGGAAAAGACGGUAGCACAAGACGUCUUCAUAAAUCUGUCUCAAUCCAGCACACUUUCACCAGGAUUACCGCACUUUUCCAUCCUCGUCCCGGGAGCGCCACAUCAGAGGGGCUCCUCUCUGCGACUACUGAAGGCACACACACGCACACGCUCAAAGAGCACACAUACAAAAGCUUCCCAGGUGUCGUCCACCAGCACAAAAAGUAUCGGCUCGGCUUCAAACUGCGACCUCAGAACUCCUCUCUGGUGCGUUCUUUCUUUGCAAAGAACCAUACCAGGAUCAUUGUGUUUGUGGCAAUAAGCACACAUUUCUUUUUUAAACUCAAUAUGUGUUGAUGAAAAAUGUGUGUAGCGUUGUUUUCCUUUCUCUAUUUGUUUUGUUUUUAUAAAUGUUCAGAUUGAUAUUUGUGUUGUCCUAAACUGUGAUCUGUCACUGGAUUUGUUCGUAUUUUAAAAAACAAAGGUGCAACAAGUAAUUUGAUCAUUGAUUUUUAUAUUUAUUGAUCUGAAAUGGUUUUAUUCUUCUAUUUAAUGUUUCCCCCAUGCACAUGGUGGCUUUAAGUGAGGAAGAAAAAUGGCUUGCUGAAUGUAAAAAAAAAAAAAAAAAAAAAGGUAUACAAACUUUUGGGAUGAUGAAUUUGUAUUGUUAAAGUUAUUUUUUUGUGUUUGUGUAAUGGAAGCAGAGAUGAGAUUGCACUUGGUGAUAUUUCAUACAGCCUAACAUUAUAUCUGCACUCGAUGUGAUUUGACCAUUGUCAACCGAUACGUAAAAACUAUUUUGCUUCAAACAAGCUUUUUUUUUGUUUUGUUUUGUUUUGUUUGUUUAGCUAAAUGAAAAAAAACCUCCUCAAAUUCUACAGUUUAGAGGACAUAGCAGCAGUGUGAAGAAAAUGAUAGUCGUAUAGAUGAGGUGGAGACGCAAAAGAGUCCGACGGUGUGAACGGAAGCUUUUCAUUCUACAACUGCCAAACCUUUGAAAGCAACUCUGAUCUUGUUGAUAUUUUUGUACAAGGCUUCAGUAAGUGUACAGUCUGCUUUAUGAAUUUCUAUGUCCUGAGAGUCAGUCCAAGCCAGUUUACAUCUGUCACACUAUCUACCUUUUCCCCCUCUUUUUGGAGAGUCAGGCCAAACUCGAGGGUUUGACUCAGAAUGUGUGGACGCGUGUAUGUGCGUGUGUGUGUGUGUGUGUGUGUGUGUGUGUGUUUGGGCUGAGGUUCUGUUCACGGUGACAAGGGAAGGCCUUAAAAGGAACAUGGAAUGUGCAUGCAUAUCCUGAAUGUGUGUGUAAAGUGUGAGUGAGGCAGAUUUGUAAUUGUUGGCCGUAGGUAAAGCUCAUUGAUUGGGUCAGCAUGCAUUUAUUUUAUUUUAUUUUAUUUACUAAGACCUACAGUCCUAUGUGAAGCUGUUGUGAUGGAUAUAAGAAGGUAAAAAUCACCCUUGAAAAUAAAAGGAAAAAAAUGUUGAUAAUUUAGAAGAUUGAAAGAAAUAUUUGUUAUAUUGGACAGGUAAAAACUACAUGUAAAUUGAAACUGAAAAUAGUUGAAAUUUGAACUUAGAACGUGUGUAAAGGCUAAGGGAUCCAUAAUUCUUACGAUCAAAAUGUAAAUUGUAUGCACCAUCAAAGUUUAUUUAAAAACGGUAUUGGACGAGAUCAUGGAAGAGGAGCAGUUGGUGUGCACACAUCGCCACCUACUGGCCUGGCAUGUCUACUGCAACAUUUUGAAGGUCCCUGUGAACAGAUAUGGAGUCAUCUGUUCAAAAAAGAAUUGCAUUUUUUUGCCCCUGAAGCCACACUUUUGGGUAGUUAAUUACAGUUACUUCAAAUGUUUCCAAAUGUACUUUCUACAAUUGAACUUGGACAUGAUUGGAUCAUAAUGAGCGCUAAAUAUGAGCAGGUGUGCAGUUUUCUUUUACUAGGUGGUGUCAACAUUUUUUACUGUUUGAUCUAUAUGGAAAAGACGAGAACAAAUAACAGCGGUGCCUUGAUUUGCGUGCUUAAUUCGUUCUGUGACCCCGCCUGUAACUCGAAACACUCAAAUCAAUCUUCCUCAUUGAAAUGAAUGGGAAUUCCAUUCAUCCGUUCCAGCCCCACAGUGUGUGCGCUUUGGCCACCAGGGGGCAGCAUAAUACAAUCAUUGACACACAAAGAGUUUCACAACUGACUCAGUAAGCAUCUGUCAACAUAUGUCGCUUCACAGUUUGAGUUCAAAUAUCCCUUUGCUUUAAGGGUUAUGACACGACAACUAUCAAUGUUACUUAGCCCGUCUAUGGCUUUUUGCAUUUUGUGUUAGCAUUAAGCUAGCAGAGAUUCAUAAUGUCAAGUUGUUUUUCUAAUACACAUUUAAUUCUCUUGUUCUAUGUUUAGUUUAACAGUAAACCAGAUGGUAGUGGCAGGAAACAGCUCGAAGCCUCUUUUGUAAAGCAUUGCUAACUAUGUGCCAAACUGCUGCAUGUUGUGAUGUGAGUUAAGUCCGUUAAGUUGGCAUCGAGCGCUCGUAUCUUGAAUUUUUGCUCACGAGUCGAAGCAAAAAAAAAAUUGUCAGAGAUCAAAAUCAAAAUGUCGGGUCACUCAUAAGUCAAGGCACCACAAAUGUACUAGUUUGAAAAAUGGUGACAAGUACGGCUGUGUUGUUUCACUUCAGCCCUGAAGGUGCAGUAUCAGCUGGAUUUGGCCGGUCACUGCAUCGCUUGCUUGACCCCCGAUGCAAGUUGACGAUAACAGCAAUCAAAAGAAACACUUUAUUUGGAUCGUCACCAAUGUGUACUGUGUUGGGCCACCACUCUACACAGUCACAUGGGAAUCCGUUGUGUAAUUAUUGCAUAAUCCUGCUACCAAACGGCAAUCUUAUCUUUCUGCCAUGCUUGGCGGCGGUAAUCAUAAAAGUAGUUCCUAGGCGUUUAUUCAUGAGUCCUACUGCAUCAAGACCUGGAUAAAUUUGAAGACAUUAACAAGAGCCAACUCCCAGGUAUCUUCUUUUGGAGAACUUUUCAGCACAUUUCUUGGAAUGAAAACUGGAAAACGGGAAUAUUUCGACACUCAUAGCACAAACCGAUUCCUCGAUUCCCUGAAAACAGUGAAACAAAAAAGUGCACAAACGCGUCGAGUUGAAGAAGCUCUCUCGCUCGCAGUGACGAGAGAGAGUGGGAGGCACGGUAAUCCCGUGCAUCUGUAGCAACUCUGCAAAGUAGAUUAAGGUCAAAGUUGAAGUGGAGCAAAACUGGACUCGCAAGUUACACAAAUUAUUAGUAGUCCACGGGGAAGAAAAGCGCAGCACAAACAACAAACUGAACUUUGCAUGUCAAAAUCACUCCGAUAUGGUGAAAAUGUUUUUUUAUGGGGUACGAAUGUGUGUGAGUGAGUUUUGAGUGUGUGUUUCGGGGGAGGCCUCUGUAUGUAGCUCUACACAUGGAAAGAAAGAAAAAAGCGGCGUGGACGCUCAUCAGGACUGAGUCAGGUCUCUUUUGUGUACAGCAAGCAGUCAAAUAAAAAGAAAAAAGUCUAUCUAAUUCUAUAUUGUGCAGAAUAUUUACAGGCCUUUGGUGCCAUUGAAGUCAUGCUCCGCGCUGGCCGAACUCGACCAUGUGAUCAUGAUACAUCGUCUUGUACUGAU
Messenger RNA from Phycodurus eques (leafy seadragon), 6469 nucleotides. Its product is annotated as E3 ubiquitin-protein ligase SH3RF3-like. NCBI's taxonomy places the organism in Eukaryota, Metazoa, Chordata, Actinopteri, Syngnathiformes, Syngnathidae. The coding region runs from base 218 to 2713 and encodes 831 amino acids. Gene Ontology annotation, molecular function: protein binding; metal ion binding. The transcript has 10 exons. The record is from RefSeq and is a predicted model, not a curated record.